CUCACUGGAGAAAGCAUCCGAGUGAACAAAACAGUUAUCUAUUUGAUGCUGUCUGGUCAGAAUAGAGUAUUACAUUGUUGCAAGCAUUUGGCCUCCCUUUAUUAAAUAAUAGCCAACCAGCGUUGAGCUAAAGUGUCAAAGGAAGCCAGUUUGGAUUUGGCUUCAGAGCAAUCACAUCAGAAACCAAACAUCAUGGAGAUAGGAAUUUUGACUUUUUUUAUGCGAUUCUGAUCCAACCAUACAUUCAUACAUUGUGCCCUGACCAUACACUGACCUGAGAGGAUGGAAGUUCAACAUGUAGCUAGAUGUAGUAUGCUAAUGUUUACUAGCUGGCCUGGCGCAUUGUUGCUCCUGAAGUUAAGUUAGGCUAGCGAGCAAGCAUUUUAGCCAGGUAGCCUAGGACAACAAAAACUAAAACUGUGUACUGUAUGAGAGAGUCAUAGACUGUUUAGGCAACAUGAAAGAAAAGGACGGCAUUGGCAUUUCUACAAGUAGGGUGUGGAUUGUGAAGAUGGAGGGAGAGCAUCCUCAUGAGGAGAAGCCGACUGAAACUGCUUGCUGUGCAUCCCAAUGUCCCAAAGAUGGAGAGGAAAGGCAGGGACAAGGGGCUAUGUUAUGGUCCAUCCAGGAGGCAGUGGAGAGGCAGACCAUGCAGAUAGGAGCGUCCGCCUGUGGGGCAACGGCCGUAGUGGACGUCCUACAGGCCCUCGGCAUCAUUGUGGCACCCGAGACGGCUGACCGGUGUGUGCGGACGUGCCUGAGGAGGAACGAGGCGCCGCUGCCCGAUUACCUGUUCUCCCGGAGCGAGGCUGGCGCCACACACGCACAGCUGAUAGCUGGGGCGGAGCAGGCCAGUGGUGGGCGCGUGCUGGGUCGCCACUUCCCCCUCCACCCUCGCCGGCGGGUGAGGCUGGUACCCUGGCUGGCACAGUGGAUCCAGAAAGGGGCAGUGCCCGUGGCCACCAUGAACAUGCAGCUGGCAGUGCCAGAGGGAGAGGAGGUUCCCGACGCAUGGCACCACCAACUCAUCUUUGGGGUCGGACCCGACACUGUCUAUAUGACCAACCCCCUGGAUGUGGUGAGUGAGCGGGAGGUGCAUCAGCGACUCUGCAGUGAAUCUGUGUUGCUGAUACGUCGAGAGGAUGUGCUGCUGAGAUUGACAGCUGACGCCCCUCUGUCUAGCCUAUCAGACGACCAGUCUGACCCACGCUGGAAAGCCCUGGAUGUGGAGGGUCAAUUGAGGCAGAUGAUUUGUGAGGAAGACCAUGAUGAUGAAGAUCAGUUUAGGAUGAGCCAUGUCGUGAUCCCCGCAGCGUACAGUUCAGGUGUGACAGUCUUCGCCCUCAGAGACUCAGACCAAGGACAGGAGCUUCUCCACACCCCUGAACUCCCUUUGCUUUGAUAUGGCUGGACAGUGGACACAUCAUUACCAAAAAUCUUGCUCUGAUUGGACAAUGCAUCUUUGACCUUCCCGCUAUUGUUACAUGUAUUCGGUGAGGGGAAAUGUUCAGAAACUGGUGAUAGAAAUGUCAUUAAUAGAGCUAACAUGGUUCCUUAUUCUACAGGUAAGAGAGGCUUGUCUGUUCUACAUAUUAUAUUUAUAUCUGAACAUCCAACAACAUUGCACCCUGCUGAAUGUGCCCCAGGCGUAUUCAGUGAGGUGAAGCACUCAAAAACUAUAGAAUUGAUAGAGCUGACUCAAUUUCCUAUUCAGACACAACUCAUAAUUCUGAUAUGUCUAUCUAUAAUAUUGGCCAGUCAUGUUGUACACAAUACAUUUUUUAUCUGAACGUUCAGUAACGUUACUCCGACCUGAACGAGGCCCUGCUGCUGUACAGUAGGAUAUCCGUCCCUGACAGUAAUACUUUGUUUGAACACUUUUCUGGGUCGUAUUCACUGACAUAAAGCAGAAGAAAAUGAACCGAAACAGGGAGUGACUCCCUGAACUUACCCAAUAACAAACAUUCAUUUUCCUAUUCCAUUGCAUAACAUUUUGCUACAGUAUGCACUAAUGAAUACGACCCUGAUCUUAUGUGUGUGAUGUUAAGAAUAGCCUACUUGAUGUAUGCCCCUGCACCAGUGGAGGCUGCUGAGUGGAGAACAGCUCGUAAUAAUGGCUAGAACUGCGCAAAUAGAAUGGCACCAAA
Molecule: messenger RNA, 2147 nt
Organism: Oncorhynchus mykiss (rainbow trout)
Lineage: Eukaryota; Metazoa; Chordata; Actinopteri; Salmoniformes; Salmonidae
Source: RefSeq, a predicted model, not a curated record